Amoebophrya sp. A25 is the source of this 1173-nucleotide messenger RNA. NCBI's taxonomy places the organism in Eukaryota, Dinophyceae, Syndiniales, Amoebophryaceae. The record is from the annotation of a GenBank genome assembly.
AUGAGACACGAAUUGAAAACAAGCGGUGAGCUACUCGAGCAGCUGUGUGCACUUCCGAAGGGAGACGUUGCGCACGGAAGGAGUGCUACGAUCGCAAGUCGUGUCGGGAUGCCGGAAGGUUUCAGAGUGCGUAAUCCGUCCUGGAAUCCAACACGUUGGAACUCCGAAAUUGUGCGAGAGCAUUUUCAUCUGCGCUACAGAGAGUUCGAAUCUCAGGAGGGCAAAACGAAGGUCGCUUUGCAAGAUCCGGUAGGUCUCCUUCGAAAAACAGAAAACGGGAUGCGGCUGUUUUGUUUGCGCUGGUUGAAUCCUGGAGACCGAGACGAAGACCGUUCUAAAAGAACGUUGUCGCCACUGCUCUUUUUUCCAUCACUAUGUGCAUCUGACAGCUUCUCAAGUGCUCUCUUCGACCUCCUGGAAGAAGUCCUUUCUUUGGGCCUCACUCGGCUAGAAAAGGACCCACGUGGUCUAAGCGCCGUGAUUCUUACUGCAGUCACCAUUGCUGCAGCUCUCGAUUACGUUGCCGGAGCCGGUGCCCACCACCCACUUCUGAAUGAGCACAAGCUGGCCCCCAGACUCGAGUACAUGCUGCAGUCUCUCCUGCUUACCACAAAGGUGCAGCUCGAGCACCUGUACGCACUCGAGACCUACAUCUCGAGGCGCAAUCAAGCGGCAACGCCACCCACGCUGCAAGGCGGUGAGGUGGAUCGGUCGAGUUGUUCGGUUCGCUUUGCUGAGCAAAGUUUUUAAAUGGAGGGAGCGAGGCGGUCAAUCUUGCAAGAUUGUGAACAAAAACAAGCCGCAAAGAUUGAAGAAAAGAAGCGUAAUCAAAAUGACCACGAUGAGUUAAUUCGGGAGGCAGAUGCGUGGGGAUGUAACUGUGAAUGGGUUUGGAAUGAAAGCAGGUACAUCUUCAGCAAGUGUCAGAGUUGUAGGAACAGAGACACUGCGCGCAGCAUUCAUCAGUUAUCUUUCUACGAAAAGUUACUGCCAGACCAAGAAGCAAAGCAGCGCGCUGUGGUCUUUGCGAUCCAAGAGCGUCAAGUGCUGAAACUUUAGCGGGAAGCACUUGUUCUUAUUGCGACGCAAGUUUGGCAAAGUUUGAUUGCGAUUUAUGAACUUACUUUCGAAAUGGGAUUCCGUAGAUAAAGUUGACUUUUUAGCAUGCUCUGG